Molecule: messenger RNA, 1253 nt
Organism: Austrofundulus limnaeus
Lineage: Eukaryota; Metazoa; Chordata; Actinopteri; Cyprinodontiformes; Rivulidae
Gene: tmem50a
Product: transmembrane protein 50A
Exons: 7
Coding region: 108-590 (160 amino acids)
Source: RefSeq, a predicted model, not a curated record
GGUGUGGAUGAACUGCGCAUGUGCACAACUGAGCUUUUUUUUUCUCGGAAACCCAGUCGUGUUGUGUUCUCCAAAGGUUUUGGGUUCUCAACCGAACAAUAAAAGUCAUGUCAGGAUUUCUGGACGGAAUCCGCUGUGGAGACUGCGAGUGCAAUGUUGACUGGGGAGAAAGGAGGAACACCAUUGCRUCUGUAGCUGCUGGAGUUCUGUUUUUCACAGGGUGGUGGAUCAUCAUUGAUGCAGCAGUGAAAUAUCCUGAUCAGGGAGAGUUUCAUCAUGCCUAUCACACAUGUGGGGUUAUAGCUACGGUGGCUUUUCUCAUGAUAAACGCUGUUUCGAACGGCCAAGUGAGAGGAGACAGUUACAGCGAAGGCUGCUUGGGACAGACAGGYGCUCGAGUGUGGCUCUUCAUUGGCUUCAUGCUGGCUUUUGGCUCCCUCAUUGCCUCCAUGUGGAUUCUUUUUGGAGGAUUCGUAGUGCCUCAGAAGCCUGUUGUUUACCCGGGUAUCGCCAUUUUCUUCCAAAAUGCCUUCAUUUUCUUUGGGGGUUUGGUCUUCAAGUUUGGGCGCACAGAGGAUCUCUGGCAGUAACGGACUGUAUGUGACUUCAUGUCCAUAGUUAUACACUCUACUUUCUAUACUGUAUGAAAGCUCAGCAGUUAAUUACUUUAUACAAACACUUUUUUUUGCUUUCAUAUUACGUGUUUAUGUGCUUUGCUGUAAAUUAGCUAAAUCACAUCUAAGCACAAAUCUUAAUAGAUUUCUUGAAAACUGAAACAUUUUUAAUGGUGGCACAUCUUUAAAUGUGUCUGUUUGCACUCGGACUGUGUAGCCAUGUUGUUUGAAAUGGUUUACAACAUGUGUAUAACAGAUUGUAUAUAUUGGAGCUUUGCUACAACUUUCCUGUGGGGUAGACUUUCUUCUGUUUUAUAACAUUAUUUAAUUUAAACAAUGACUGAGUGGGAUUUUAAGGCUGUGUGGUGCAAAGUUUCAUAAUACAUUUUUAUUAAACUUGGCCAUAUGGGAGCAUUUCUUUUUUUUUUUCUUGUAAUAACACUUCAUCAACUCUGAAAUUAUUCUGAUUUAUUGAAUUUUAUAAGCCCACACUGCAGAAUUGAAGUCAGGAGAGGGUUUCACAGCAAUAGGGUGUUGUUGAUUUAAAAAGAUUUGUAUUUGGGUGCAACACCUUUCCAUUAUUCCUGUAAAGUUGAUCAGUUUCUUACAUGUGCAGCAUUAAACAUCCUGAGCAGUAAA